Molecule: messenger RNA, 477 nt
Organism: Telopea speciosissima
Lineage: Eukaryota; Viridiplantae; Streptophyta; Magnoliopsida; Proteales; Proteaceae
Exons: 1
Coding region: 1-477 (158 amino acids)
Source: RefSeq, a predicted model, not a curated record
AUGGAAAGAUUCAAGAAGCUCCAACCAACCUAUUUCUCAAAGGUUGACACGAACCCACUGCAACCUGAGCGAUGGAUCAGUGCCAUGGAAAGAACCUUCGAAGUAUUGGAAUGCACGGAUGCUCAGAAGCUAAUCUGUGUCGAAUUUCAAUUGCAGGACAAGGCCGCAGCCUGGUGGAAGUCAGCAAGACCCAACCUGGAAGAGAUUCAUCCCAAUCCUACCUGGGAACAAUUUAAGGAAGCCUUUUUCGAAAACUUCUUUCCGAAAAGUUUCAGAGAUGAAAAAGAAGCAGGGUUUGAAGCUCUCACCCAAGGAUUGGGAUCAAUCCUAGACUAUCAGCAACAAUUUAAGGAUUUAUUCCAUUUUGCUUCAGCACAUAUGAGGGGCGAUGCAUGCAAAGCAAAGAAAUUUGAGAAGGGGCUUAAACCCGAGAUCAGUGCCAUGUUGGCCAUUCUAGAGAUCCAAUCAUAUGCCUAG